This is a messenger RNA of Penicillium atrosanguineum, 240 nucleotides long. RefSeq lists its product as uncharacterized. Lineage: Eukaryota; Fungi; Ascomycota; Eurotiomycetes; Eurotiales; Aspergillaceae. The record is from RefSeq and is a predicted model, not a curated record. The transcript is spliced from 2 exons. Bases 1 to 240 code for a protein of 79 amino acids.
AUGCUCAUCGUGAUUGAUGAGGAGAAUUUCCAGACGCCGCUAGACACACCACAUCCAAAGGACUGUCCUCGGGACUGCUAUGCGAAGCUUGUUGAGGCGUGGCAGGAGCCCGAUCUACCGUUUCAAGGGUGGGUGAGGUGUUCUUUGCGGGGGAUUUGGGGGUUGUGGCCGAAUACGCAAGGUGGAGAUUAUAUGCGGAAGAGCUAUGCGCCGAUUAGAGAGUAUCGGACUGUGUAUUAA